AGCUCCUCCCGGGCACGCACCACAUCAAGUUCUUCGUUGACGAUCAGUGGCGCGUCGCAGACGACAUCGCCACCGCCGUCGACGAUGACGGCAGUCUUGCUAACUACGUCAACAUUCCCGCCGUCGCCGUCAGCCCACCCACGCCCCCUCUCGGGCCAGCUUCUGGUCCUCCCAUGUCCAAUCUCUCUGCCUCCAUAUCCAAACAUACCGGCCCGCCCUCCACCCCUACCAACGGCAACGGCGCCGCCAACGCCACGUCCAACAACGCCGGCGGGUUCCAGAUCUCGUUCUGGAGCGAGAGCAGCGUCGGCGGCGCUCGCGCGGGCCCUCCCAAGUGGACACAGGAUCUCCCGGCCGAGCUGCUCGCUGCGGCGCGGGAGGAGGAAAUAUACCUCGCCGACGGAGCCGCGGGCGGCGCGCCCGCGCCGAAUAUCCCGCCCGCGCCCGUCCUCCCGCGGCAUCUCGAUAAACUGAUCCUGAACACGCGUCCCGCUGCGCCGCGCUCGGACGCGAACGCACGGGCGGAGGAGCGCGCGAGGCGGACCGCCGGCGCGAGCACGCAGGCACCGGGGCACGGGCGCGUGCGGUCGCGCACGCGGCAUUCGGCGCUGGGGAUGACAGAGGUGCAGGGGCAGGGGCAGGGAGGGUCGGCGGACGGCGAGGGUGCGAUCCCAGUCACGACGGCGAGCGGGACGGACGUGACGGCGACGGCGGCGGGGCGGGGAGAGACCGGCGCGCGGGCGGGGGUAUCGCUGAGCGGCCCGGCGCUCGCGGACGACGCGAGCGUGCUGCCGGUGCCGUCGCAUGUGGUGCUGCACCAUCUGAGCACGAGCGCGAUCCGGAACGGGGUGCUCGCCGUCGGGAACACGACGCGCUACAAGAAGAAGUUCAUCACGACCAUCUAUUACAAGCCGACAUGAGCGCCCCUCCUCUUCUUUUCCCCUCUCUCGUUUUGUGUAUCCCAUCCCCCCACUCAUCCCUAUUUACCCUCCCCCCCUCCUGCAUCUACUCUCCCCUUUUCCCAUGUUUUGCUCUCUUUUUUAGAUUCCCAUCUUCAUCUCCAUCUGCCUCUCUGUCUCUCUCUGUCUCUUGCUCCGGGUUCCUCUCCGGCCUCACUUGUCCUACACGAUGCACAUACAUACAUACAUACAUACAUGUUGUACAUAUGUUUACCUACUCACGGAUACAGACACCCUGCCUCGCGCAUAUACGCGCGCCCCGAAACAAGCGCCCGCGGCCCGCGCUGUUCGCACUCUUGUUCACGGUCGAUCUCGGCGA
Messenger RNA from Heterobasidion irregulare TC 32-1, 1278 nucleotides. RefSeq lists its product as uncharacterized. Gene Ontology annotation, cellular component: nucleotide-activated protein kinase complex; nucleus; cytoplasm. NCBI's taxonomy places the organism in Eukaryota, Fungi, Basidiomycota, Agaricomycetes, Russulales, Bondarzewiaceae. Bases 174 to 920 code for a protein of 248 amino acids. The record is from RefSeq and is a predicted model, not a curated record. The transcript has 2 exons. Gene Ontology annotation, biological process: signal transduction. Gene Ontology annotation, molecular function: protein kinase binding.